AAAUAUGAAUACAAAUUUAUGACUAUCGUCUUCCUAUUACUUAUAAAUACUCAAAAAAAGAUUGAACUAGAACCAUCUUUCUAUAAUACAUAUCAACUUACCCUUUGAACUCAUCAUCAUAAUCCAUUUAACCAUUUUUUUUUUCCAAGCAAAAACAUCAAUGGCCAAUUUGAUUUCAAAAUCAAGAAACCUUAACCAUUUUUUUCUAAGCUCAAGGUUUCAUCUCUUAUCACUCCUAAACCAAAGAAGUUCAAGAACUCCAUCAUUUACAACGGUUGCCGGAGGUGGUUUUAUAAGGCCAACGGCGAAAUUUUCCGGCCACAUUUUUAGGCCAGAACGUUACCAGUCCAAUCAAGCUGGAGAGCAACUAAGUACAAUCUACUAUGAAGAAGAUGGUCAUCACCAAAAUACUCAUGAAAAUCAGGACAUGGAUUUUCCUGGAGGAAAAGUUCCAAUUACUCCUCAAAUGAAAUUUAUUUCAGAGUCAUCUGAAAAGAGGUUACCUUGUUAUAGAGUCCUUGAUGAUGAUGGUUAUCCAAUUCCAGGCAGCAUCUUUGAGGAGGUGAGCAAAGAACUAGCAGUAAAGAUGUAUAGUUCAAUGGUGACACUUCAAACAAUGGAUACCAUUUUUUAUGAAGCACAAAGGCAGGGGAGAUUAUCUUUCUAUCUCACAACUGCUGGAGAAGAAGCUAUCAACAUAGCAUCUGCUGCUGCUCUCAGCUUAGACGACUUUGUGUUGCCUCAGUACAGGGAAGUAGGGGUUAUAUUUUGGCGCGGCUAUCCCCUGCAACAGAUUGCCAAUCAAUUGUUCGGAAACAAGUUUGAUUAUGGAAAAGGAAGGCAAAUGCCAUGCCACCAUGGUUCUAAUGAGCUAAAUUACCUUACUGUUUCUUCGCCAAUAGCAACACAGAUUCCUCAGGCCGCAGGCGUUGCUUAUUCUCUCAAAAUGGAUAAAAAGGAGGCUUGUGCUGUCGUUUUUCUUGGAGAUGGUAGCACCAGUGAGGGAGAUUUCCAUGCUGGUUUAAACUUUGCAGCAGUAUUGGAUGCUCCUGUUGUCUUUAUAUGCCGCAACAAUGGAUGGGCCAUUAGUACACCUAUAAACGAACAAUUUCGAAGUGAUGGAAUCGCCUCUAAAGGAGUAGCGUAUGGUAUUAGAAGUAUCCGUGUGGAUGGCAACGAUGCCUUGGCAACUUAUAGUGCUAUUCGUGCAGCUCGCGAAAUGGCAAUUAAGGAACAAAGGCCAAUAAUAGUAGAGGCCAUGACUUAUAGAGUAUCUCACCAUUCAACAUCUGAUGAUUCAACCAAGUAUCGACCAGUGGAGGAAAUAGAGCACUGGAAAACAGCGAAAAGCCCAAUAUCAAAAUUCAGAAAAUAUAUUCAAAGAAAUGGCUGGUGGAAUGAUGAGAAUGAAUCCGAACAUCGUGGAGACAUCAGAAAACAGGUGUUGCAAGCAAUUCAAGCAGCAGAGAAGGUAAAUAAAUCUUCAUUGACAGAUUUGUUUACAGAUGUUUAUGAUAAACUGCCAUUAAAUCUUCAAGACCAAGAGAAAUCCCUUAGAGAUGCUGUAAAGAGGUCACCAAAAGAAUAUCCUUCGGAUGUUCCUAUAUAGGCUAAUAAUGUGUUACUAUGAUAACAUUUAAUGGCUACAAUUCGACUCUGGAAUUGCCAGAGUUCUUUAUGUUACAUAUAGCUACAUUAGUUUAUAAAUAAAAGUUCUUUAACAAA
Lycium ferocissimum is the source of this 1725-nucleotide messenger RNA. RefSeq names its product 2-oxoisovalerate dehydrogenase subunit alpha 1, mitochondrial-like. Gene Ontology annotation, molecular function: oxidoreductase activity, acting on the aldehyde or oxo group of donors, disulfide as acceptor. The record is from RefSeq and is a predicted model, not a curated record. The transcript has 9 exons. The coding region runs from base 161 to 1609 and encodes 482 amino acids. Gene Ontology annotation, biological process: branched-chain amino acid catabolic process. Lineage: Eukaryota; Viridiplantae; Streptophyta; Magnoliopsida; Solanales; Solanaceae.